This is a messenger RNA of Brassica oleracea var. oleracea, 2191 nucleotides long. RefSeq names its product putative ER lumen protein-retaining receptor C28H8.4. Gene Ontology annotation, biological process: protein retention in ER lumen. The record is from RefSeq and is a predicted model, not a curated record. The transcript has 13 exons. The coding region runs from base 1197 to 2015 and encodes 272 amino acids. Gene Ontology annotation, molecular function: ER lumen protein retrieval receptor activity. Gene Ontology annotation, cellular component: membrane. NCBI's taxonomy places the organism in Eukaryota, Viridiplantae, Streptophyta, Magnoliopsida, Brassicales, Brassicaceae.
UCGAACACAUAGUGCUAGCCACAAAUUGCACUUUGACUUUGUUCCUUGGUGUUCGUCUUCUUCUCCAUAUAAAUUUGCUUCCAAGACUCGUGAAGACGCUUGCGAUCUGCCUGAAAGGUUCUCAACAUUGCUUUGUGAUUGAGCUUUUUAAACCGAUUGAUCGUAACCUGGAUUCACUACUGGAUUGAGAGCAACAGACUCUCCCCAGACGUAGAGGUAACGGACAUGCAUGAGUUUUGUUAAGUCAAUCGGCCAAAAUUUCGGGUGAUAUAAGAUAUACAAUUUCUGUUGAUCAGACAAUUAUUUGAUUCAUGGAAAAGGAGAAGUGAAUUCCCAGAUGAAAGAUCAAGGCAUUGCGAAUAUAUAAGAUAAGUUUUCUCUUGUUAUAUGCUCCAAAAUUGUUUUACUCUAUUAUAUGUUGUAAAUUCUAAAUUAACAAAUCAAGUGAUUUUCAUGAAUAAUCGAUUUUUCUCAAUUUUUUCUUGUACAUUCCAUGUUUUUCUGUUUGAGCCUGAAAAUAUUUUGUAUUUCUUAUACUCAAGUUUAUUAACUUCAUUUAUUUCUGUUUGGGCCAGCUUCUUACAAUUAUCUUUCGGAGUUAGGUCUGUCAUAUACGGCCCUAUCGAACAAACAAAGAAAAAGACAAAUUUCUGAUAACAAAGAAUUCGAGGCUGUUACUUGCGAUUGGAUUCUUGAUGCAAAGUCUUUGUUGGUAAUAUCAUUCAGAAGUCGGUCAAAAACAAAACUCAAAGGGAUGUCUUUUGAUUUCGCAGCAACUGUUAUCUGUUUAGGAUCAGUAUGUGAGCGUUUCCGAUGAGCACCAGCUCCACUGGAAUAUUGUAGCUUUCUUUUCAUCCUGUUGAUAAAAAUAGGAUUGACUAUGCUCUUAACAUGAAGUAACAAAUGCGCGUAGGAUCGUGGACACGAAUUGUGAGAGGCGUUGCUUCAAAAGAGGAAUCAGUGACGUUGGAAUUGCUUAUGAUAGAAAGCUUGUAUUUAUGACUCGUUGGCCGGUACUUCCCGGUAGCUGAAGUAACGGAAAAAUUCUCAAGGAACCUCCAUUGUCCAACCUGCAAUUUCUUAACACGAGCAAGGAAGAGCCGCUUGCAGAAACGUCGCAUAAAAGCUCUGUAACAUACACCAAAACAUAGAGAAAGAGAGACAGAGAGAGAUUUGGUUAUCAGAUCAAACCAAAAAUGGGGAAGCGAAGAGGCGUCUCUGCAGUGAACGUUGUAUUCGGGUGGUUGAGACACCAAUCUAAAAUGGUUAAGAUACCUUUAGGGAUCAUCCUCCCUCUGAUCCUCGUCGUGUUUCUUAGAUUCACCGUCAAGAAUCACAACCACUUCUUUGUUGCCUCUGAGCUCAUCCAUGCCGCCGGAAUCAUAAUCCUCAUCUAUAAACUCACCCGUCAAAAGACUUGCUCCGGUCUUUCUUUAAAGUCUCAAGAAGUGACAGCAGUGUUUCUUGCUGUGAGGCUGAUCUGCAGUAUAAGCAUGGAAGGUGAUAUCCAUACAGUUCUGGAUUUCGCCACUUUGGUUUCGACUUUGUGGGUCAUUUAUAUGAUUCGAUUCAAACUGAAAGCAUCUUAUGUGAAGACUCUGGACAACUGCCACCAUUACUAUGUGCUUGUUCCAUCUGCUAUCCUUGCUUUCAUUAUCCACCCGAGUACGAGAUAUACUUACAUCAACCGUGUCAUGUGGGCGUUUUGCGUUUACUUGGAAUCUGUCUCUGUUCUGCCUCAGCUUCGAUUAAUGCAGAAUGCUCAAAUCAUAGAGCCUUUCACAGCUCAUUACGUGUUUGCGCUAGGUAUCGCUAGAUUUUUAGCAUGCGCUCAUUGGCUUAUCCAGGUCUUUGAGACUCGUGGACGUUACCUAUGGCUAAUCGGCGCUGGUUACUUCUGGUUCCCGAUGGCUCUAUUAGCCGAGGCCGUUCAAACCUUCAUCCUUGCCGACUUCUGCUACUACUAUGUCAAAAGUGCUAUGGAGGGUCAGCUCGUACUGAAGAUGCCCGUUUAGAUCAGUACAGAUGAAAACCGAUACAUUUUGUUGUUUUUGUCAACUUAAGCUACCUGUAACCAAAAGUAGAUGCUUAAAAUAAUCUAAACAGGUUUUUUUCUUCAUUUUCCUGCUUUUUGUUUCAGAAUAUUUAGAGAAGUUUGGUAUCAAAAAUAGCCAAGAAUGGUCUUUCUCUC